AUGGCGGAGCCGGGGCCCAAGAGCGGCGCUGGGGGGGGGGAGGAGGGGGAGGAGGAGGAGGCUGCCCCGGCCCCGAAGAAGCGCCGCGUGGCCGCCGGGGAGCGCUACGUGCCGCCGCCGCGGAAGCUGAAGGCGGGGGUGAGCUUCAGCGCGGCGCAUUUCGCCGAGACCUCGUACUACUUCGAGGGGGGGCUGCGCAAGGUGCGGCCCUACUACUUCGACUUCCGCACCUACUGCAAGGGGCGCUGGGUCGGCCGCAGCCUCCUGCACGUCUUCAGCACCGAGUUCCGCGCCCAGCCCCUCGCCUUCUACCGCGCCGCCGCCCGCGCCGGCCGCCUGCGCCUCAACGAGGAGCCCGUGCGGGACCUGGACGUCGUGCUUAAGAAUAAUGAUUUUCUCCGAAACACGGUGCAUCGCCACGAGCCGCCGGUCACUGCCCAGCCUAUCCAAAUUCUGGCGGAGGACAAUGAGGUGGUGGUCGUAGACAAACCGUCCUCCUUGCCAGUGCAUCCCUGCGGGAGGUUUCGGCACAACACCGUCAUCUUCAUCCUUGGCAAAGAGCACAACCUUAAGGAAUUGCAUACAAUUCAUCGACUCGAUCGCAUGACCUCAGGAGUGCUUAUGUUUGCCAAGACGGUGGAGGUGUCCAAGAGGAUCGACGAGCAGGUUCGGGAGAGACAGCUGGAAAAAGAGUAUGUGUGUCGUGUGGUGGGGGAGUUCCCAGAACACGAAGUGGUCUGCGAAGAGCCCAUACUGGUUGUUUCAUACAAGGUGGGGGUGUGCCGUGUGGACCCCAAAGGGAAAUCCUGCAAAACCAUCUUCCAGAGGCUCAGUUACAAUGGCAAGACCAGCGUCGUCAAGUGUCUUCCACGUACUGGCCGCACACACCAGAUCCGGGUCCACUUGCAGUACCUGGGAUAUCCCAUUAUCAAUGACCCCAUCUAUAACAUGGAAGCCUGGGGCCCUGAAAAGGGCAAAGGUGGCAAGAUUGGUAAAACAGAUGAAGAACUCCUUAAGGCACUCGUGGAGGAGCAUCGUUCCAAACAGAGCCUGGAUGUCUUGGGGAUUUCAGAAGAGGACUUGAACACCAAUGCAGAAAACCAAGACUCUGGUAAUUCAAGCGAGUGCACAGAAUCUGUGCAGGCUGAUCCUGUAAAUGAGAACUCCUGCCCUGCUGAGGGCACUAAGGAUCCUGAGAGAAAUGAAACACCAGCUUGUACACUGGACCCUGAUACCAAUCUGGAAACACUUGAAAAAACUACAGAACUAGGUUCAUGUGAGAACAAGGGUGGGCAAACAGGAGGAAAUUGUUCAGAAGAGAAGGACCCUUUAUGCAUGGAGUGUAAAAUUACAAGGCGGGACCCAUCUCCAAAGGAGCUGGUGAUGUACCUACAUGCCUUGCGCUAUAAGGGAGCAGAGUUUGACUAUUGCUCCAAGAUGCCUGAAUGGGCCAUGGAGGACUGGGAGGAAUGACAGAGGGCAUGACAUCUAAGGGCAUUGUUCUAGUGUGGCCAGAGAAGUGUCUUGUAAAGACCUAAGGUUUCAGUGUGCUUGAGGUGAAGAAACUGCUGGUGACUUGAAAUGGGGUGGGAAGGCCCCCAUAUUGUUGGGGCCGGCAAAUUGCUGUGGCUGCUGACAGGCACUGUAAAAGGUGGGCAAGAACAUGGGGUUUCAGUGCUAGAAUUACAUUGUCAUUUAGUGAACACCUGGGCAACAACCACCUCAAUGUGUUACAGGUCUGCUGUCAAUUACCUGCAGAGAAAAUUUAGUGCAUACGCUUUAUUUAAGAAACCGAUUUUUCUUUUGGCCUGCUAUAUAAUGUUCUUGUACUGUACGGUGAGAGCUGCUGGAAUAUUGUUCAACAUACUGGGUGUCACAUCAUACAGGAAAACUAUUUGUACUUUGAUUUUAUUGUCAGACUGAUUUUAAAACCAAAUUGUUAACACUGAGAAUGCCAUAAGGUAAAACCAGAGCACUGUGAAGCUGAUUUCUUUACUGUUUGUCAGCAAGGUGGACGUUGCUUUGAAAUUGCUCUUUUAGAAUUCCUUCACAUAAUUACUUGAUUUGGGAUUAGUAACUCUAGGAAUGGAUCUGUGUGUUGAGCCUAUUUCUGGAGGUACUAGUCCCAAGAUUUUAUCCAUAUAAGAUUUAUAAGGAGACUUGAUUUAGCAGAGUGUCUUGCUAUGUGCCCUGUGACACGUCUUCUACCUUCUCAAAAACACGUCAUCUUCUCUGAGAACCUAUUGAUUUCUAAUCCUUACGCCUCAAAUAAAAACAUCUCCAUACUUGAACAAAAACCCAAGGUAGAGACCAGUCUACCAACUUUCACUUUGUUUUUACCAUACCAUGGUCAAGUUGUUUCUGAAUGGUGUGUAUUUGUUUUUAAUGUUGCUUCACGUGUGCUUCAAGGUGACAAUUGGCCUUAAAGAAAAAAAGACUGUUUUAUAAGCAAACGAGAAGCUUUUCUUAAUACAGUUUAUAGUAAUGUUUCCAGGAUGAUAAAUAUCACUAUAGUUCUUAUUUUCAUCGAUGUUUAUAUGGCCUCUGAGAGGUUUAUCACAAUCAUUGUAUUAGGUUCUUCUUCUUGUCCAUCUUAGGCAACCUUAGUGGUAAUGACCAGCUGCACGCAAUCAAAACCUUUCCUGGAAAGAGCCACGUUAUUUCAGGAUCCUCUGCACCCACCUACAUAGGAUGCAUGCAUAGGGUUCAACACUUCUAAAAUGUUAUAGAAACCUUUUUUAAAGGUGAGAAAAGGAAUCCAGGAGACCUGAUGCUAUUCAGUAAGCAUGUCACCAGCCUUGCUGGAGUGUGGUCCAGUACUGGGUGCUCUUUCCUUGUCAUGCUGAGCUUUACACUCUCUCAGCCCACCAAGACACAAAGGUUACGGGAGAAACCCCUGCUUCACGAGGUAUGCUUGGGUGAGGUGCUGGGGACAACAUGUGCUCCACGACUAAGGUUUGCCAGGCCAGGAACAACUACCCACCUCCUUGGCAAGGCUCCUAAAAUCACCUGUUGAUACCCACAAGUGUGACUAGGAUCCAAUAGCCCAAAGUAGCCAAGUGAUUUUUUUUUUUCCUCUCCUGUACAUCCAGCUGUUGUUGAAUGUUUCUGUAAGAGUUCAUUCAGACUUGAGCUUUGCUCUUCCACAUCCUGCUAAGGGUCUCUCAUGAUUCUAAUGUAACCACAGAUUUUUAUAUUUUUUUUCCUGCUAUCAUGUAAUAAGGCCUGGUCUAGUACUUAGCUGCAGGCAGCUUGUUAAACAAAGGAGAU
Molecule: messenger RNA, 3270 nt
Organism: Cygnus atratus (black swan)
Lineage: Eukaryota; Metazoa; Chordata; Aves; Anseriformes; Anatidae
Gene: RPUSD2
Product: RNA pseudouridine synthase domain containing 2
Exons: 3
Coding region: 1-1473 (490 amino acids)
Biological process (GO): pseudouridine synthesis
Molecular function (GO): RNA binding; pseudouridine synthase activity
Source: RefSeq, a predicted model, not a curated record